AUGGCUAAACGACAAAGCAAGGUUUACUUAGGAUAUGAAGAGGAUACUAUUGGAGAAAAAAAUCAAAUGUUUCUGAAUCAUACAGUCAAUAAAAUAGGAGGUUUUCCUAACUGGCCACCCCUAGAGAAUCUCAAAUUUUCGUCGAAAUGCCCAUUGUGCAGUCUUCACCGAAUAAUGAUUGUACAAUGCUAUGCUCCGCUCGAAAACUCCGUUUAUCAUAGAACACUAUAUGUUUUCGCCUGUAUUAAUCCAAACUGUUGGAUACAAUCAGAAAGUUGGGCUUGUGUACGAAGUCAAAUUGAAGAUACUACUACAUGUAAACAAAGUACCAUUGUUAUGAUGCCUAGUGCAAACACAAAUAUGGCUUGGUGUAAUGGAGCUGACGAAUGGGAUGAGAAUGAUAAUGGAGAUUCCACUAAUGGAAAUAUUAUGAAUAUAGAUAAUGAUCAGGGCAAUAAUAGUAUGCGAAAUUCUGAUGAAGAUGAUGAAAGUAACUCCUUUGAGCUUGAAACAGUUGAACAAGCCUUGGGCAACUUGCAAAUGUUUGAUGCCCAUAAUGCUAACAUGUCCCCAUUAGGGGCUGUGGGUGCAAACAAUGGACCUGAAGUAGCUGCUGAAUUAGAGGGGGGAGAUGAACCAGGUUUAGUUAUUGUAGAGACCCCAACUAUUGCCACAAAAGAUAUACAAGCAUUAUUGCAUCAAACGGCUGAACUACCAAUUGAUUUAAGGAACAGACUUAUAUGUGCACCGCUACAGUUUGUCCCCAAAUAUAUUUAUGUAGAAGAAGAAUACAAGAAACAUUCUGUUAAUGAUGACCGAGUUACUGAAUUACUCAAUAAAUAUAAAAAUGAAAAUGAGUUGGAUAUUGCCGAUAAAGUGGCCGGUGGCGGUGGCAUAGACGAGGAGUCGUAUGAAGACGCAGCACCUUUGCACGGCGACAGGCUGUUUCACGCUUUUAUAACUCGUUUACGAAACAACCCGGGACAAAUACUGCGAUACUCCCGUGAUGAUCCUCCACUUCUUGGCGCUCCAUUGCCGAUCAAUUCAGGAACGCCCGAAUCACCAACUGUGCCAAAUAUUUGUACGCGCUGCGGAUCCAGACUAAUCUGCGAACUGCAGCUCGUGCCAGAAUUGGCUAACACAUUGAAAAUUCUACCUAACAAUAUUUCAUUAUCACAUCUGCAUUUUCUUUCUGUGCUCAUUUUCACAUGUUCUCAGAGUUGCUGGCAAUCCACUGAUACAGUUGUCAAUGAAACGGUUGUCUUCCAGCCAGAAGUAAUU
Messenger RNA from Iphiclides podalirius (scarce swallowtail), 1281 nucleotides. The record is from the annotation of a GenBank genome assembly. NCBI's taxonomy places the organism in Eukaryota, Metazoa, Arthropoda, Insecta, Lepidoptera, Papilionidae.